Magallana angulata is the source of this 3165-nucleotide messenger RNA. Its product is annotated as heat shock 70 kDa protein 12B-like. The coding region runs from base 140 to 1915 and encodes 591 amino acids. The record is from RefSeq and is a predicted model, not a curated record. NCBI's taxonomy places the organism in Eukaryota, Metazoa, Mollusca, Bivalvia, Ostreida, Ostreidae. The transcript is spliced from 5 exons. Gene Ontology annotation, molecular function: ATP binding; ATP-dependent protein folding chaperone.
ACACGACGAUUAUCCCACGUGACGCCUCCCAACAACGGUAGAUAACUCUGUUUCUCAUGUUUGGACGAGUCUUGCAUAUUUUUUAUCAAUUUGUGUUGUUGUGAGGACAAUCAGUAUAUAUACAGAUGUAGCAAGUGACAUGGCUGCCGCAAGUUCACCAAAACCGUCCACCUGUAACAAACUAUUUGUGGCUGCCAUCGAUUUCGGCACCACCUAUUCAGGUUAUGCUUUCUCCUCAAAAUCGGAAUGGACGAAGGUGCAAACGAAUGUGUGGCCUUCUUCAAACCAGAUGUCCUCGAAAACUCCCACUGCCCUUCUGCUAAAUGAAGACGAGACCUUCAACUCUUUCGGCUAUGACGCGGAGAAGAAUUUUGCAGAGAUAGCUGAGGAGGGGGACGAUAGCUAUAAAGACUUUUAUUAUUUUCAUAGAUUUAAGAUGCUUUUGCACAACUGCAAGAACUUGCACCGGAACAUCUGCAUUGACGAUAUGACAAGAAAACGAAUGGAAGCUCACAAAGUUUUCACCCAUUCCAUCAAGUUCUUGGUUGACACUCUAUUUGACAAAUUGAAGGGGGCUGUUCCAGACAUCUUGCUGGAUGACAUCCACUUUGUCCUGACUGUACCGGCCAUAUGGGAUGACCCAUCCAAACAGUUCAUGAGGGAGGCAGCUAUCGCUGCUGGAAUUAAAGCCAACCAGUUGUCUAUAGCCCUUGAACCAGAGGCUGCCUCCAUCUACUGCCAACACAUACCCACAGAGGUCGAUGUGUCCGGUAACACCUCCUUCCUCCGGACCGCCAAACAGGGCACCAAGUACAUGAUAGUGGACCUGGGAGGUGGGACUGCAGACAUUACUGUACAUCUGAGGUCCGGCGAGGGGACACUGGACGAAGUGAGGCCAGCCAGCGGGGGCCCCUGGGGAGGAAAAUCUGUGGAUGACAGGUUUGAAAAGUUCUUAGGAGAGGUCAUAGGAAAUGACCUUGUGGAGGAUUUAAAACAAAAUUUCAUGGAAGAUUAUCUAGAUUUAUUCCGUGAGUUUGAGAGCAAGAAAAGGAACAUAGCAACUGUUAAGACUGGGAAAGUUCACAUGAAAAUACCUUUAACUGUGCAAUCUUUGGUGAAGAAAAAUUUGAAAAAGUCAGUGCCAGAUGUUUUGAAAGAAUCAAGUUAUGCAGAAUCUGUUCAUUUUGCAAAUAUGAAACUGCACAUGUCUGUUGACAUUUUUAAAGAUUUAUUCAAACCUACUAUUGAAGGAAUUGUGAAACAUUUAAAAGAGGUAUUUAUGGAGAAAAAUGUACAGGGAGUGGAGACUAUUUUAAUGGUAGGUGGUUUUUCAGAAUGUGAACUGGUCCAAAAAGCAAUAAAAGAUAAUUUUAAAGAUAAAAAAGUGAUAAUUCCUGAAGAUCCAGGACUUGCUGUGUUAAAAGGGGCAGUGUAUUAUGGUCAUGUUCCAAAGACAAUUGGACGCCGUGUCGCCAGAUACACUUAUGGCAUUCAGAGCUGGCCUGAAUUCGACCCAAACAAACACCCUGAAGCUAAAAAGGUGCAGAUUGGCACAAAAUUUAGAUGUCGAGAUGUGUUUUUCAAGUAUGUGACCAAAGGUGAACUGUUGACCCCUGGCUAUCGAAGGUCGCAGAUCUUCCAGGCGUUAAAACCCGACGAGGAGUGUUUGGAGUGUGCUAUUUAUGUUUCAGAUGAAGAAGAUCCAGUGUAUGUGGAUGAUGAAUCCUGUAGGAGACUUGGAACUCUCCGAGUUCCCUUACCUAGAGUAUCCACGGGAUGUUCCCUGGAAAUUGAAGAGACCAUGAUUUUCGGAGACACGGAACUGGAAGUGCAAGCUCGUGAUAUAUACACCAAUCAGCAGUGUGAAGUUUCCUUUGAUCUACUGAGUAACAAUGUGGUUCAAAAUGGAAACUGAUUAUUUUAUUGUAAAUGCAUUAGUAUGAAGCAGCUAAAGCUUGCACCUUUUUAAUAUUCCAUGCUUUUAAUAGGAUAAUAUAUGACAAUACCAACUUCAAUCAUCUUACAAUCUUGAUUGUAAGAUUGGCUUUUGGCUAAAAAAUAAUAUGAAGUUCAUGAAUGUGAAUGAAUUGAGAUUGUGAUUGAUUAAAUUUUGUUUGUGUUUCUCGUUACAUUGUAUAAUAUCCUGUAUACAUACAUUAUGUAUUUUAUAGAAGUGUAAAGGAAAUGUGUAUUUCAGUCUAAGAGCUAUUUCAACAAGUCAGUUGGUCUUCAGUUAGUUUAACUAUCUGUUAACAAAGGAAGUUAAAAUUGAUGCUGGCAUCAAGUGAAAUAAGUACUGAUUAAGUAGGCACAGCAAGCAGGAGGAAGUGUUGCUGACUUUAUGACUGAAAAUAAAAUAGACAGGCCUAUAUUAAAUAUACAGUUUGACACAACUACUCAAAGUUCAUUUGCAAAUGUCUUAAUAUAUUUUUUCAUCAUAUCUUGAACAUAACGAUUCAAAUUUCUUUACUCUAAGCAGAAUUCAUUUUGUUACUUUCCUAAUUGCUAUCUAGCUGUUUCUGGCAUGUGACUUUGUUUUUUGAAGUGGAGGAGUCAGACAAAAAGUGGAGGAGUUAGACAAAAAGUGGAGGAGCCCAUUGGCUUGAAUGUGUACCAGCCCAUAGUGAAUAUAAGAACAUGUACAUUGUUUUAUAUAGUGGAGGGGCCACUGACCCCUGACCCUCCCCCUCCCCUGUUGCUAUGUGACUGUGUUUAAUUUAUAGCAAUUUUGGAUGGCUAUGUUUAUGCUUCAAGCACACAGUCAGUUUAGAGAUCAUUGUCUUAAUAAUUUUCUUCUACUUCAAAGUAGUCAAACUACUGGUGGUUGUAUGGUUUUUGUAGUCAUAGUCAUUUUUCCAAGGUUAUUUUAGUUAAUUCAGUUUCUUGUUUGCUAUCAUUUAAUUAUUGUGGGAUUAUGCUUUAACCUUUACAUUUACUUUGAAAAUGUGAAAUUUCAAGUUUAUUAGAUGUAUUUCACCUUUUAAGUUUAAUUAUUGCAAUCAUGUUUAAGAGUGGUAAUGUUUUGCCCUGCAUGGAUUCAUUUCUGCCAUUUUCUGGUACAGUUCACUACAUUAAAAAACAGGACAAAGAGACUGAGUUAUAGUUCCAAAGCAACAUGUAACCAACUGUAGUUUACUAAAUGGUAUGUAUGCUAUGAUUACUUGC